GACCCGGAUGUUGUCGUCACUGUUCUCCAGGCGACGCUCCUCCUGCCGCAGUCUCUGAUUUUAACAAUAAAGCAACAAAUCACAUCUCUACAGCCUUUUCUGGUCCUCAAACAUGGCUGAAGUGGAGGAAACGUUAAAAAGGAUUCAGAGCCAAAAAGGAGUCCAAGGAAUUGUUAUUGUCAACUCAGAAGGAAUCCCCAUCAAGUCAACGCUAGACAACUCGAGCACAGUGCAGUACGCCGGUCUGAUCCACCAGCUGGUACUGAAGGCCAGGAGCACUGUCCGAGAUAUUGACCCACAGAAUGACCUCACCUUCCUCCGAGUCCGCUCCAAGAAAAACGAGAUCAUGAUAGCACCUGAUAAAGACUACUUUUUAAUAGUGAUUCAGAAUCCUUCAGACUGAAAUUAUACAUAAACUUCCACAAAAAUCCGCUGGUCACUUUUAUAAUUUGCUUCUAUAAACCACAGUUGAAGGCAUAUUUCAGUAAGGUUUGAUGGCCUGGAUGUACAUGUAUGUUAAAAUACAUUAGCAGUUCUCUACAGAAUCUGGAAUAUCUAUUUAAACUUGUGGGUCCUCUUGCAUUCCUAAAUUCUUCUGCAUUUUUCUUGUUGUAAUCUUAAAUCUCACAAGCUCAAGAUGAAAACAGGACGUGAUAAUUACUUGUUCACUGUGCAUAAUUUCUUGGAAAGAAAAAAAAAAAAAAAGUAACGUCUGUAUUUGUAUUUAUAUUUUCUGUUAUUUCCCCUACAACAUCUCAUCUUCUGUGCUUAGCAUCACAAUAAAGAAAAGUCAUACCAUC
Periophthalmus magnuspinnatus is the source of this 800-nucleotide messenger RNA. RefSeq names its product dynein, light chain, roadblock-type 1 (gene dynlrb1). The transcript has 4 exons. Gene Ontology annotation, molecular function: dynein intermediate chain binding. Gene Ontology annotation, biological process: microtubule-based movement. Bases 113 to 403 code for a protein of 96 amino acids. Gene Ontology annotation, cellular component: cytoplasmic dynein complex; cytoplasm; centrosome. The record is from RefSeq and is a predicted model, not a curated record. Lineage: Eukaryota; Metazoa; Chordata; Actinopteri; Gobiiformes; Gobiidae.